Messenger RNA from Gavialis gangeticus (Gharial), 1236 nucleotides. RefSeq names its product arginine vasopressin receptor 1A (gene AVPR1A). The record is from RefSeq and is a predicted model, not a curated record. Gene Ontology annotation, cellular component: membrane. The transcript is spliced from 2 exons. The coding region runs from base 83 to 1054 and encodes 323 amino acids. NCBI's taxonomy places the organism in Eukaryota, Metazoa, Chordata, Crocodylia, Gavialidae. Gene Ontology annotation, molecular function: peptide binding; vasopressin receptor activity. Gene Ontology annotation, biological process: positive regulation of vasoconstriction; G protein-coupled receptor signaling pathway; regulation of systemic arterial blood pressure by vasopressin.
GGCGCUGGCCUUCGGCGCGGCCGUGCUGGGCAACGGCGCGGUGCUGCUGGCGCUGCGGCGCUCGGCGCGGCCGGCCUCGCGCAUGCACCUCUUCAUCCGGCACCUGAGCCUGGCCGACCUGGCCGUGGCCUUCUUCCAGGUGCUGCCGCAGCUGUGCUGGGACGUGACGUACCGCUUCCGCGGCCCCGACGGGCUGUGCCGCGUGGUGAAGCACCUGCAGGUCUUCGGCAUGUUCGCCUCGGCCUACGUGCUGGUGGCCAUGACGGCCGACCGCUACCUGGCCGUGUGCCACCCCCUGCGCACGCUGCGCCAGCCGGCCCGGCGCUCGCGGGGCAUGGUGGCGGCGGCCUGGGCGCUCAGCUUCGUGCUCAGCACGCCGCAGUACUUCAUCUUCUCGCUCAGCGAGGUGCGCAGCGGGGUCUACGACUGCUGGGCGCACUUCGUCACGCCCUGGGGGUCCCGCGCCUACGUCACGUGGAUCACAGGCGGCAUCUUCGUGGCCCCCGUGCUGGUCCUGGCCACCUGCUACGGCUUCAUCUGCUCCCGCAUCUGGAGCAACGUGCGGGGCAAGACGCGGCCGCCGGGGCCCGGGGCGAGGGCGGGCGCGGGGGUGGGCUUCCCCUGCGUCAGCAGCGUCAAGAGCAUCUCGCGGGCCAAGAUCCGCACGGUGAAGAUGACCUUCGUCAUCGUGUCGGCCUACGUGGUGUGCUGGGCGCCCUUCUUCACCAUCCAGAUGUGGUCCGUCUGGGACCAGCACUUCGAGUGGGUCGAUUCUGAAAACACCGCAGUUACAGUAACUGCUUUGUUGGCCAGCCUGAAUAGUUGUUGCAAUCCAUGGAUCUACAUGUUCUUUAGCGGUCACCUCCUGCAAGACUGUAUGCAAGGCUUCCCUUGCUGUCGAAAAAUAAAGCACCCACUCAAUAAAGAAGAUUCUAACAGCACCAGAGGAAGACAGACUUCUUUUACCAACAACAGAAGCCCAACCCAGAGUUUGGACACUUUGAAGGAUUCACUCAACUUAAAAUCCACCAGAACAACUUCCAUUCCAACUUGAGCCAUUGACCACAGAACAGAAAAGUAUCAGCACUUGUGACUAUUGCAGCCCUUAUGACUCUUAAACAGCAUAGCACUUUAAACUGGUCAAAGGCACUAAUACUGUUAACAAGGAGCUCUAAAGGUAACCAUAAAAAUGAAAGGUAUUAUAUUGCUAAAUAAACUCUCUUGCACUGCUGUAAA